AUGUGGACGAGCUCCUUCGGGAAUUGUUCUUGAUGUUUUGUGGCCGGAGUGGUUCGUUCAACUUAUUUUUUCCGCUUAUUUGUUCUCUCUUCAGAAAUAUAUGCUAACGCUACUUAAAACAGUUCCGGAUAGAGAGAUAAUAGACUCUAAUGGAGUUCCAGUGUCUAUUAGUGCCGCGGCGGUCGUCGCCCCUGCGUCUGGGACUCUACCAUACAGCAACUCGGUCCUCUACUCACCAGCAGCACCCUGCUCCGGCGAGGAUUCCCCCAUCUCCUCGACCUCCACCUCCAUCCCUUCCGCAUCCUCUCACCUGCCGUUAGCCGAGGCACUCGACACCUAUGCUAGGUUCACCGCAGGUCAUGAUUCAGCUGCAGAAUCUCGGGCACUUGAGGAGCAGAAGGCGAGGAGGACUACGAUAAUAAUGUGUCUGACUCACUGUCUGCUUACGGUGAGAUCCCGAGGGAUUUGUAUUUCCGCAGUGUUUCUACUGCCCGUUGGAAUCUGAAAGAGCUCUAGUCCCCCUCGGCAAUCUGGGUAGAGUUGGAGAUCUCCGGUAUGGAAUGGGACUCGGAAUUAAAUGCCCCUGACACCUCAUCGGAAUACGAACUGGCCUCUCGGGACCUCUAUUUUGAGGGAUGCGGGAUUGUACGGGGGAUGACUUAA
Molecule: messenger RNA, 663 nt
Organism: Tuber aestivum (summer truffle)
Lineage: Eukaryota; Fungi; Ascomycota; Pezizomycetes; Pezizales; Tuberaceae
Source: the annotation of a GenBank genome assembly